Messenger RNA from Entamoeba invadens IP1, 948 nucleotides. Its product is annotated as geranylgeranyl transferase type-2 subunit beta, putative. Gene Ontology annotation, biological process: protein geranylgeranylation. The coding region runs from base 1 to 948 and encodes 315 amino acids. Gene Ontology annotation, cellular component: Rab-protein geranylgeranyltransferase complex. Gene Ontology annotation, molecular function: Rab geranylgeranyltransferase activity. Lineage: Eukaryota; Evosea; Mastigamoebida; Endamoebidae. The record is from RefSeq and is a predicted model, not a curated record. The transcript has 2 exons.
AUGGAGUUCGUCUGGGAGAAGCACGUCACAUUUGUGCGGAAGCAGCAAGAGAAGUCGUCUGAAGACAUUGAAUCCAUCACCAUGUCUCAUUUGAAAGUGUGUGGGGUGUACUGGGGGUUGAUGGUGUUGCACAUGUUGAACAAAGUGACAGAAGAGGACAAAGACGUCUUGUCCAAAUUUGUGUUGGGGUGCUACGACGAGAAAACUGGCGGGUAUGGUGGUAAUAUUGGGUAUGAUGGACAUAUAUACAACACUCUAAGUGCUGUCCAAGUGUUGUGCAUAUUAGGGAAGCGUGAUUUGAUUCCGAUUGAUAAGGUAGCCAAUUUUGUUAAAGAACGACAACAAGAGGAUGGGAGUUUUGUGGCCGACAAAUGGGGAGAAGGCGAUAACAGGUUUACAUAUUGCGCAGUCUUCACGUUGAAACUGAUUGGGAAAUUGGAUGUGAUAAAUCAAGACAAAGCCGUAGAGUAUUUGGUGCGUUGUAUGAAUUUUGAUGGGGCCUUUGGAUGUGUUCCUGGUGCAGAGUCACACGCAGGCCAAACGUUCGCAUGUGUCGCAUGUCUUGCAUUGUUAAAUCGAUUCGAUGUAUUACAAAAAGAAAAAUUGAGUUGGUGGUUAGCAGAGAGACAGACGGAGACUGGUGGGUUGAAUGGAAGACCAGAAAAGUUACCGGAUGUGUGUUAUUCGUGGUGGGUAUUGUCAUCGAUGUGCAUAUUAGGGACUGUCGAUUGGAUUUCGAAAGACAAAUUGAUAUCGUUCAUAUUAAAAGCACAAGAUUUAGAGGAUGGAGGAAUUGCUGAUCGACCUGGUGAUUGUGCUGAUGUGUAUCAUACGUAUUUUGGUAUUGCUGGUUUAACUCUGUUAAAUGCUUACGAGGAUGUUGUUGGGAAAAUUGAUGCUCGAUAUGCCAUGCCAGUGGAUAUUCUUCAGAUGUAUGACCUUAUCUAA